AUGGCCAAGCCGUACAACAGACCAGAAGAUACGAAGAAAUCACGGCAGUCUAGCGACAAGCAGGUUAUCCCGGCAGACUCUGUCACUCUCUUAUCCAUCAAUACUCCAUUCGUUCUGCACAGCUUUCUCUUAACCAUCCAAGCCGAUCCGGAACUCCGCCGUGCCUUCUUUCCCAUCCAUAUAGGUCUCCCAGCGCGCCCCAGAUGGAAGUUAGCCCGGCAGGUCUACAUUGAGGUUUACAGCACUCGCGAAAACGAUCUAGAGGGGACCGUAUUAGAACGUGCGGCCAACAUAGGACUGUUGAAGCUUGGUGUGGAUGCUGGGAACGACAAUUAUAUUGCAAAGCCUACGUCGCGCUGGACUGCGAAUGUGGAGAUUCCAGGUGUGAAAGAGAUUGAAGUCGCGAGGCAAGCUAUGUUGGAUACCAGCAAGAGAUCCCAACAUUUCCUUUGUCCGCUCUCUCAGGUCGGAUUUCAAGAGCAAUGGAAGGGUUGGGCUGAUGUACCGCCAUGCUAUCGCCCUAUGUUGAGGUUCUACUACCCGUACUACUUUACGCUUCGCAACCUCUGCGCACCCUACCCCAUAUCCCACCCUUCCCAAUCGUCUCCAAUCUCGACUCCCCCUGUCACACCUUUCCAGCCAAGCGACAAUUCGAGUCCGAUCCAGCCGUAUAUCGAUCGCAUUUUGAUCAUGAAUGCCACGUAUUCCCCUCCUUCACUCUUUGCAACUCAUUUGAGUGCAUCCCAGAGAUCAAUUAAGCGGAAGAUGAGGUCCGAUCGAUCAUCUGGAAAGGCCGACGUAGAAGGAGAGAUCAGGCAUGGGUUGUCCUAUGAGCUUACCCGGAGGUCCGAAGAUAUGUCUUUACAAGACGUACCAGAGUCGAAUAUACCUCAAAAUCGAGAAGAAGGCGAUCGAGGGCAGGGAACGGGGAGUGUGGUGGCUAUGAACGAAGACGGUAUCGGAUCUAAGGAAAAGGCAAAGAGGAUUCAGAAGCGUAUCAUAGACAUCUCGGAAAGGGAAUCCCUCAUCGGCACCGAUCUCCCCAUCAGCCCGCCUCCUUCUCCCCAGCUGCCAUUCGGGUUCUUGUCAUCCGGAUCCAGCACCGCAGUCCGCUCCCAGCCCAGCUCUCACCUCUCGGAGUCGAUCUCUAGCAGACACCCCACUGGCAUGCCAAAUGGCAGGCCGCGAUGGAGAGUUUCCUCCCGAUCUCCCACGCCAGAGAGACGGUCAUACGCGGUCAAGGUCGGAAGAGGUGAGGAUGUUGCUGGAGAAAAGCGUAUCAAAGCCGUCGUGUACAACUCGCCUCACGCCCCUGCUGCCCUUCCCUCGGCGAGACCCGAAGAGUACCAAUGUCCCCCAACGUAUACCCCUCCUCUCAGCGCCAGACGAACCCCGUCGCUACCGUUGGCCUCUUCCGGACACUUGCCUCCUACCCAUGGCAUAUGUCACGCUGUGACCGAUCUGGCUACAAGCUCGUCGGGUCUUGUUGGUGAUGAGGAUCCCUUCCAAACACCUCCUUCCCUACCAGAGCUCAAUCCUGUUCCGACUCCUUCCCAAUCACCCCAACUAGUCGCCGCACAACCAGCCUCACCGCGUAAGCGAAAACGUCCAUCGUGGGUCACCUGUACCCCUCCGAAACCCCGUCCCAAAUCGAAUUCUCUCCCUCGUUCUCCGUCCCCUUCCCCAGCAUUGUCACCCGAGAUAGACAUAAAAAUUGAGCCGGAUGAGCUCAUGCCAAUCAAGGAACAGGUGGAGGAUAUGGCAAGACGAGAAGCAGCGAGAUUGGCUCAGAGACAAACCAAGUUGACGGGAAAGAGAAGGGGGAGUGGCUGCUCACAGCGGGGAGAUAGAACGAAACGUAAAAGUUGGGCUUGGUCAAGCAGAUGA
Molecule: messenger RNA, 1887 nt
Organism: Cryptococcus wingfieldii CBS 7118
Lineage: Eukaryota; Fungi; Basidiomycota; Tremellomycetes; Tremellales; Cryptococcaceae
Exons: 5
Coding region: 1-1887 (628 amino acids)
Source: RefSeq, a predicted model, not a curated record